Molecule: messenger RNA, 1947 nt
Organism: Pyricularia oryzae 70-15
Lineage: Eukaryota; Fungi; Ascomycota; Sordariomycetes; Magnaporthales; Pyriculariaceae
Exons: 1
Coding region: 420-1694 (424 amino acids)
Source: RefSeq, a predicted model, not a curated record
CGUGCUGCACCAAAUCACCGACAACAACCACCUUACAAGUUAGAAUACUGCUAGCAAAAUUGAUUCGGUUCUUUCCAGCGGAGCUGUGGCAGUAACAUUUGUUCGGCCGAACGCCCCCGAAUACUCCGAGCCCAGGGGAGUCAUCGAUCAAGUUGACCCAAUUGUUUUGCGGGUUGCAAAACCCCUUUUAUUCACUUAUAUGUAACAGUACUGCUGCCUAGGCAAUUAUAGUCGCACAUCGACUUCAUGUCGGCCGAGUUACGGGUAAUACGGCUUCUCUGUUGAAUAUAUAAAGGUAUGCUCUCGGUAGGUCUUGGCUUCUUCUGAUGACCCUAUGAAUUAUAGUAGAGCGCUUGAUGUCUUUGAUCGCGCACGACUGCUCUACUUGAACAACAUAACAUCGCCACUCAGAACAAAUCAUGUCGAGCCCCAGGAUCCUCAUCUCUGGCUCAGGCAUAGCCGGCAGCAGCUUUGCCUAUUGGAUGCUACGCGCAUUCCCGACCGCGGCCAUCACAAUGGUCGAGCGCUGCCCAACUUUCCGCCUGACCGGCUCUAGUGUCGACCUUCGCAGUUCGGCAAUCGAUAUUUGUAAACGCAUGAACAUGCUUGACACGGUUAAGGCCCACACAACUACUGAACGGGGUAUACGGUUCGUGAACUCCGACGGCAGCACCGUGGCUACGCUCGGUGCAUCGGGUCGCUCCGAUGUUCAGGGUAUCACGUCCGAGUAUGAGAUCUUUCGCAGCGAUCUGGCGAGGAUCAUUCUCGAGCCAUCCCGGGACAAGAUCAACAUACUGUUCGACGACUAUGUCGACAAGUAUGAGACCGAGAAGGACGGGGUCAAGGUCACGUUUGCUAAGAGCAAAAGAGUCGACAAAUACGAUCUUCUCGUUGCUGCAGACGGUGUGGGCUCCCGGAUUAGGGGACAGAUGCUCAAUUCUAAUCCACGUGAACAAGUCCACGACGAAGGAGUGCACGUUGCCUACUUUACUCAAAAAUCGGACUUGCUCAACGGUUCAAAAUUUGCAGAAGGAUACAGCGCCCCGGGCGGUCGUGUAAUCAUGGUCCGGCCGGAUCCACACCCAGAAGGGCGAAGCAAGGUUAUUAUCAUGAACGUCACGACAAAGAAUGACCUCGCCGCCAAAAAGCGAUUGAACGAUGCUGUGGAUGCAGGGAAUGAGGCAUACAUGGCACUCCUCGAAGAAACUUUCGCCGAUGUGGGCCACAGAUCCGCAGAGGUGCUCAAAGGAAUGCGCGAGAGCGACGAUUUCUACUGCUCGCUGUUUGCUCAAGUCCGAUCCCCGAAAUUGGUCGACCAGUCCGGGCGGGUCGUCCUGCUCGGCGAUGCCGGGUAUGCGACGCCCGGCAUAGGAACUAGUCUUGCGAUGAUAGGUGCCUAUGUCCUUGCUGGAGAGUUGCUGUCUUCGACAAGUGGCACGUCAAUCAAGAUUCCCGCCGCAACCAGCAAAUAUCAAGACUUGAUGGUGCCAUUUGUCAAGAGCCAUCAAGGUGACGAUAAUGCAAUGCAAAUACUGAAUCCUCAGACGAGCUGGGGGAUCAUGUUAAGAGACGUAGCUUUGAGGGUCGUGACAGGACUCUGGCUAGAUCGCCUGGCUAUGAUUGCUGCUGCCAAGUUGGGCUUUACGGACAAGAUGCUUGAUAUGCCAGAGUAUGCAUGGCCGAAAUGGGACUGAUUCCCCCCUUAUUUCAACGUCCUUUACAUUGGCUCCUGGAAAGAAGAUCCUUAAUUAUAUCUAUGGAUUUCUUGCACAACUUCUUUCCCCUCAACCUUGCUUGGAUCGCCGACAAAGGCCAAACCUCAUUUCAAGAAAUAUCCUGAUUAGGUAGACAGCUUCUGGCUUUGCUCUCAUAUACCCAAAAGUCAUGUAACGAACAAGUUAACGAUGACAUAAUAAAAAAUACACCACAAGACACGCGAAGCGCCCA